Messenger RNA from Rhincodon typus (whale shark), 3253 nucleotides. Its product is annotated as protein Hook homolog 3-like. NCBI's taxonomy places the organism in Eukaryota, Metazoa, Chordata, Chondrichthyes, Orectolobiformes, Rhincodontidae. Gene Ontology annotation, biological process: cytoplasmic microtubule organization; cytoskeleton-dependent intracellular transport. Bases 1 to 1977 code for a protein of 658 amino acids. Gene Ontology annotation, cellular component: centrosome; cytoplasm. The transcript is spliced from 20 exons. The record is from RefSeq and is a predicted model, not a curated record. Gene Ontology annotation, molecular function: microtubule binding; dynein light intermediate chain binding.
AUGAAGGAUUCUAACUGUUUAAAUCUCUUAUCACAGGUAAGCAACCUGAAGAAAAUCCUUCAGAGCAUGUUGGAAUAUUAUCAUGAUGUUCUGGGUCACCAGAUUUCGGAGUAUAAUCUGCCAGAGGUCAAUCUGAUAGGAGAGCACUCUGAUGCAGCAGAGCUUGGGCGAAUGUUGCAGCUUGUACUUGGCUGUGCUGUCAGUUGUGAGAAGAAACAAGAAUAUAUCCAGCAUAUCAUGACUCUGGAGGAGUCUGUUCAACACGUUGUCAUGACAGCCAUUCAGGAGCUAUUGACCAGAGACCCGUGUGAAUCUGUGCAUAGCAGCAGCUGUGGUGACUUGGAUUACCAGUUGAAGAGAUUCACUUUGUGUGAUGAGGUGGAAUCGAAGGAUGAGCUCUCUCAGCGUUGUCAUGAACUGGAUCUCCAGGUCACAAGUCUUCUGGAUGAGAAGAGCAGCUUGAUGGCUGAGAACAAAGUGCUGCGUGAACGGAUGGCCCGCUCUGAUUCCUUCGAGGAAUCCACCAGUGUCACCAACAAAAAACUCCUUUUGAUGCAGAGUCAACUGGAGCAGUUACAGGAGGAAAACUUCAGGUUGGAAGGAAUGAAGGAUGAUUUUCGUAUUCGAUGUGAGCAGAUGGAGAAGGAGAUGUAUGAUCUGCAGCGCAGGAAUGAUGAGCUCACCAGCCUGGCUGAGGAAUCACAGUCUCUCAAAGAUGAAAUGGAUGUUUUGAGGCAUUCUUCAGACAAAGUCAGUAAGCUGGAGGCUACUGUGGAGGCUUACAAGAGGAAGCUUGAGGAUUUGGGAGACCUGCGUCGACAAGUCAAACUCCUGGAGGAGAGGAACACUGUGUACAUGCAAAAGACCUUUGACCUAGAGGAAGAGUUGAAAAAAGCAAACUCAGUACGUAGUCAGCUGGAAACUUACAAGAGACAGGUUCAUGAACUUCACAACAAACAGAUAGAAGAGUCAAUGAAAACAGAGAAGUGGCAGUUUGAGUUCAAGCACUUACAGGAAAAACAUGAUGCACUGCUGAAAGAGAAAGAGCGGUUAAUAGUAGAACGAGAUGCCCUCAGGGAAACCAAUGAAGAGCUGAGGUGUGCACAAGUGCAGCAAAAGUUCCUGAACAAAGCAGACACAGCCCUUGAUCAAGAUGUGUCAGUAGGGAACCUUGCAGCCGAGAUGGUUCCUGCAGUGCUCCAGGAAAAGAUCAUUCAGCUGCAACGGGAGAAUAAGAUGCUACGUGUACAACAAGAGGAGACAUACAACAACCGGUUAACGGAGUUCCAGAGUAUGCUGGAUGAUGCCAACAGGAACAAACACAAACUGGAGAAUGAAAACAGGUUGAAUCAACAGCAGAUCACUGAGUUACGGUCACAAGUCGAUCAACUCCAAAGGGCUCUACAGGAGCAAGGAAGUAAGGCUGAAGAUGCCAUUUCUAAUCUUCUGAAACGGAAGCUGGAUGAACACUUAGAGAAGCUUCAUGAAGCCCACACAGAACUACAGAAAAAGAGAGAGUACAUUGAUGACUUAGAGCCUACUGUUGACAGCCACACAGCCCGAAAAAUUGACGAACUUCAGGAAGUAUUGAAGAAGAAAGAUGAAGACAUGAAGGCCAUGGAGGAAAGAUACAAGAGGUAUCUAGAGAAGGCAAGAACGGUGAUUCAAACCCUCGACCCAAAACAAACUCCAACAACUGCUCCUGAGGUCCAAGCCCUGAGAAACCAGCUGCAUGAGAAAGAGGCUAAGAUUCAACUGUUAGAGAAUGACUUCGAAAAAAACAAGUCCCAAAGAGACCAAGAAGAGAAAUUGAUCAUCAGUGCCUGGUACAAUAUGGGCAUGGCUCUUCACCAAAAGGUAACAGAGGAAAGGUCUCGGGGCCACGGUCAAGCACAGUCGUUCCUGGCCCAGCAGAGACAGGCGACUAAUGCACGUCGGGUACAUCCGAACCGGCUGCACCAAUCCGUGACGAGAUAACCUGCUGAUCCUGCCCUGCGGGCUUCAAGAGCAAUUACAGUACCUCAACACCACUACAGCCCAAAAAAAACAAGGAACAACUGUCCUUGCCAAAUGGUUAUCUCAUAUUUAUUUUCUCCCUUGAGGUUUUUAAGUUAUCUGGUAGGAACUUUUUUUUAAAAUAUGUUGCCAUCUUCUCUUUCUUAGCAUUUUAAAAAUUAAUUGCAAGUUUUUGGUUUGACAUUAGGACCUGUUCGUAUAACUAUACCAAAUGUCAAUGAUCUCUUUUUGGGGAGAACUACUAAAGGGAUACGAGGCUGACCAUGCAAAAGAAUCUGAUGGAGUGCAGAUCCAUCCAUUACCCAGGGUUUGGGUAAUGAUUUGCUCUCUAAGCUGAGUUCUUUUAUUUCCUUUGUGUGACUGUUCUUAGUCGCUUUUAGUUUUCUCUCCCUUUCUUUUACCACCAUACCUCCCCUUUAUCCCCGUUCCCUUCAGCUCUCCCUGCUCAAACAGAUUGUUUCAGUUUUAAAUCAAGGCAAAUCAAAGUUGACCAGAAGCUAUGGAGGUACUGUUUGCAAGUGGAGGUUAGCCUAUGUGAUCCUCCCUCUGUGAUAACACUAAUACUAGUCUGACAAUAAGUUCUUGCAUUAUUUUUUUUAAGAGCUGUCCUUCAAAUCGGGGUGUACUUUGGGACAAGUGUCCUGAAUCCUAUUUAGUUAUGAUACAGAAGUAGUUGUAGAUUGGACUGACAAUACUAGGCUGCUGCAUUUUGGAACAUUACUGGCACGAUUUAUACCCAAGGUACUUGCACUUUAUUAACUGGUAGCUAAUUGAUUCUGAUUUAAUUUGAAUGGUGGCAAGCAAGCUCAAGCUUGCGUUGAAGUGGAAGGGUUUAUUUUGUCCAUCCCAAUGAAGGUAGUGGGACAUGGAUCCCCUGCGAUUGAUGCAGUGUUCUCUGUUUCCUAUUGCUGGAAAAUCUCAACACAGUUUUAGGUUUUGUUUUCUCUGUUUCUGGAUAAUUUAGGACAGCUGAAUUUUACUCAGUUUAUGGCUAAUUAAAUUUUAUGAUUUUCUUGCUGAUGUGAUGAUUGAUCUUCAGCACUUUGGGAGUAGGCCUGUGAAAGUGGUCAGAAAUCAUUAGAUAAACUGAAUUCUUCCUGAAGAAAAUACUUCAGUGUAUAUUUAAAUUGAAUGGAAUGUGUAGCUGUACUCAACACAGCAUAGAAAGGUAUUAUGGAGUCUAGAUUCUAUAAUUUGUCCUACAUUUUGUUAAUUUAAAUAAAGUUUGUGUCCUUUA